UCUUACAAAGCCUGCUCGAAAACGAAACAAAUUUCGAAGAGAUCAAUCGAGGAACCUUUUUACAAAGUGCUACAAAUAUCAACAACAUCGAGUUUCCAAACGAUGACCCGGUCUCUAUGGAUAUUCAAAGCGGCAGAGAUUUCGCUUUACGAGGAUAUAACGAGUACAGAGACUUCUGUGGAUUGAGAAUAGCGAAGGAGUUCGACGACUUAAGGGAUAUUAUUGAUGAUGAGAUAGUUGAAGUCCUCAAAAAGGUUUACAAACACGUGAAUGACGUAGACCUUCUGGUCGGGAUAUUGGCUGAGAAUAAUAUUGAUUCAACAUACGUUGGUCCAACCUUAUUUUGUAUUAUCGUGAAGCAACUACAAGUAUUACGAUUCUCAAAUAGAUUCUGGUUUGAAAGAGGAGACAAUUAUCAUAGUUUCUCUCUAGCUCAAUUAAGUGAAAUAAGGAAAACGAGCAUGGCUCGGCUCGCCUGUGACAAUGCAGAGGGCAUCAAAUAUAUACAACCAAUUGCUUUACUGAGUACUUCUCACUGGAAUGCACCAGUCCCGUGUUCCCAUAUCCCGGGACUUGAAUUAUCGAAAUGGCGGGACGCGAGCUGCAAAGAGAACGUUCCCACUAAAAGCGAAAAACAGGAUUCUAACCAAUAUCACUUUCCGCAAUACUCGUCGUUCAUAAAUGAUAUUUUAUCGUCCAUGCAUUUACGAUAAUUUGAAAUUAUUUUGACUAUAUAGUUAUAAAGGUAAUUCUUUGUUUAUUUAAAAUAUAUGAAACUAGCUUCCAUCGAAUUUCAUUUUGGUUUGGAUUUUGGUUCUAAGUUUUCGCACAUUACGGAUGUGUAUUAAAUGCACACUUAAACAUAAAAUCCAUUGCUAUAAAGCUGGUGAUCGAACCCAGGACACACUGGGGAACACUUGACCAACA
This is a messenger RNA of Pieris rapae (cabbage white), 927 nucleotides long. RefSeq names its product peroxidase. Gene Ontology annotation, biological process: response to oxidative stress. Bases 117 to 713 code for a protein of 198 amino acids. The record is from RefSeq and is a predicted model, not a curated record. Gene Ontology annotation, molecular function: heme binding; peroxidase activity. Lineage: Eukaryota; Metazoa; Arthropoda; Insecta; Lepidoptera; Pieridae. The transcript has 5 exons.